AUGGUGUGUACAAGCGGAAAUGCCUCCUCACACUGUAGCUUUUCCUCUAUGCAGCAACAACAGCGACAACAACAAAACUUACUUUUUGCUGUGGAACGCCUUAUGACAGCAACGUACCCUCCCGCUCGUUUUGAGCCGCGCCCUAAAAUUCUGCUGAGAAGAAAAAUUGACGUCAUUAACUGCAUCACUCGGCGAGUUCGACGUAUCAGUCAGGGGCUCAUGGAUGACAAGUGCUCUUUUGAAAACCGGCGGGCACUGGCCCACACAAUUGUGCACAGUGCACUGCAGGCCGCGUACCCUAAUUGUCGGCGCGACAUAUUCGUAGCCUCGCCAUGUGAGGAAGCCAAAGGGUCAUCUUUGCAUGCUGACACCAUCGCGGAGGCCUUUCUUUGUGACACCGCCACAUACGCUGACCCUUUGAUUUACGCGUCUGUGUUGUCGAGUUUUAUCGUCUACGGUGUGGACUUUGCCUCGUCGCGUCACGGCCCGCGUGUCGACUCCGCCGAUAAAAACAACGUGGCCCCGCCGCUUCCUUCGCUGGACACCGCCCUUUACUGCCUGCACAAGGCAGUAAAGGCGAUUUAUGUGAAGAUGAUUAUGUCGAUUGGCGGACCUACCUUGAGGUAUGCUGAUGAGAACAAUAUCUUAACUCGAAAGCCAUGCCCAGGCGAGUUUAUGGAGUCCUUCCAUGCGCUUGCGAACGGUUACACGCUGAUUUCGCUUCUGAGGUUUUUUGCCGAAGAGGAGGUGGUGGAAGGAGGGAACGCAGGGGAGGAGACUUCCACGGCCGACCCCUUGCACCGGGAUAAACCCUUGCGGUACACCACGGCUGUCCUUUACCGGCUUUUUGACGUGGAAAUUGGCUUGGCCUCACAAGAGGCCUCAUUAUUAUCAUCAUCGUCAUUAUUGGUCCCAUCCAUUAGCUCGACACUUGCCUCCGGCUUUAAGUCGGCAAUAAAUGCCUACUCAGCAGCUGGUAUAAAGUGGAACCUCAGCAAUAAGACGAACCUGAAGGAAGCGCGAAAGCUGCUUUUCCGUUUCCCUCCUUUGGUGCGGGCCAUGGUUGUGUUAAUGGCAUAUUAUUGCCGCCACUUCCCGGCGUUGUACCACUCCGUCGUGAAGAUUGUGGAGGCCCCGUUCAUACUGGACCAGUUUGUGCACUCGGCAUUGCUGUACUUCCCUAUGCGAUCCCAAGAGGAGAUGGAGAGAGAACGUUCAAUGUUCUGUGAAAAAACAAACAGGUCCGUGGUGGGAACCGUCAAGGAGGUGAACGGGUCGGAGCCGGCAAAUGACGCGUGGCUGAAGGCACUGACAACAUCGGACUGCGGUGAAAGCGUCGGCGUGCACCCAGAAGAAGAGGAGGAGACGUUGUUCCCGGAGUUGUUGAAGCGCAGAAGGAUGCACGCUUUCUGGCGAAUGAACUCGAUCCUGAAGGACAGUUCUCUGCCUAAAAAGACAGUCCUGCCACAAUCCACAGAAACUCGGGAGCUACCUUUUGCAUGUGUGGGGCUGUUGAAUGUGGGGAACACGUGCUUUGUUAAUAGCUUCACUCAGCUGUUUUUUGCCGCGCGGCAUUUUCGGAUGGAUCUCCUUCGAGAGACAACCCCGAGAAUUGUGCCGCUGCUGCUGAACUCCUUCAAUGAGACGGCACCCGGGGAUGAGCAUGAACGACGGGGUAUCAUCCGGCACCGCCCAAUCACGGGCCCCCAGGUCACUACGGGUUUUGUUCUUCUCAUGUUGCAGAUGCACUGGAUGGUGACUCACGGUCUUAGCGGCGGUGUUGUCGACACGAAAUUCUUUAGGGAUGUCCUGCCGGAGCCGUUUAACGAUGGCUUCCAGCAUGAUGCCUCAGAGUACGGGAAGGUGUUGAUGGAGCUUCUGGAUAACAGUAGCGCCAGUGAAGCCUUGUGGAAUGCACCAGUCGUCGAGGAGGAAGAUGACAAUGAUGAUGAUUGUGAUGAUAUUGUUGGGAGACGGGCAUACAGCCUGCCACAAGAAUGUGAGGAGUACGAACACAAAAUGAAGAGAAAUAGGGAGGAACAGGAAUCGUUGGGAGGAGGUGGUGGAAAAUUCACCGCGAGCUCACUUUCCGCCAUUGCCCACACCCACAGUGAAAUCAACAAGAGACGAGAGAGGAAACAUAAUGGCCAUGGCCAUGGCCAUGGCAGUGGCAGCGGGGUUGGAGUGGGGUUGUCCACAGUCGUUGCCCGAUGGUUUGGUGGCGUCACCGCCUCUCUCAUUGAGUGCAUGACAUGUCACCACACACGAACGCAGCUGAGUCCAUUUUGGGACAUUAGCGUGCCACUGCGCAGAGAAGAGGAAGAAGAAAGGCCGCAGACGUGCCCUGCUGAAGUCGUUUCUCAUGAAAGGGAAAACCUAGAAGGGAAUGCACAUGUACUGCGCUCGGAGGAUGGACAUAUCGCGAUUACAAAUUAUUAUGUCCACGAUGCUGAUGUGGCUGGUGUGCCCGUGGCACAAGGAGAAGAGGAAGAAGAACAAAGACAACAGCCGUCACUGCAGGAACUCUUGGAGAGCGUCCUUAACUACCAAGACUCCGGUGAACUUCUUCACGGAGAAAACAUGACAUAUUGUGAGUCCUGCCGUAGGCGUGAGCCUGUUAUUUUGCGAACAGCUGUGCACACCACGUGUAGGCGUGCGUUGCCCUUGGCGGAGAAUCGUAUGCAUGGAGCACACGGGCAAAUGCAGGAAAAAGAUAUCGAGGGGGUGCCUUUUUAUCUCACGCUGCAGCUCAACCGCUUCCAAUAUGUUCGAGAAACCGGGAACCACGAAAAGGUGAUGGAUAAAGUGACCAUUAAUAAGGUGAUUAGCGUCCCAGUGCGGGUUGCGAUGCGGGGAAUUGGUCGGAUGGGCGAGGAGGACGAGGAGGAUGUCGGGGAUGCCGGGGAGGUGGUGCAUGAGCGCAUUCACUAUCGACUCAUUGCGGUGUUGGUGCAUAGCGGAUCCAGUCCGCGUAGUGGACAUUACUUUACUUUGCUGCGCUCCCAAGUGGACGGUGAGAUGGCGGAGGAAGACGAAGACACACGUGACUCGUGGGUAUUGGCAAAUGAUUCCAUCGUUUCUUUCUUGGAUGCAGAAACCGCCGAAAACGUUUUGUCCGGCGCUAGUGGAAUCUUCGGUCGGUCCGAGACACCGUACAUCAUCCUUUAUGAGCGAUGCGGGUAUCUUUCCCCCGCCACCGACGACUUGGAUAUUCCCGCCGCGAUAGAGCAGUUGCUCCGGGAGCUUGUGAAACCAGGGAACCACGCGCCACCCUCAUCCGAGGGCAAUAAAGGGAACGAUAGGGACGAUCAUGGCGGCGACGGCGGCUCUGGCGGUGACAAGGACAGCGGCGCGGACAUAUUUGGUCCAUGCAGCACAUUCUGGGACGACGGAGCCCCCAUCUUUUGA
Messenger RNA from Trypanosoma cruzi, 3408 nucleotides. Its product is annotated as ubiquitin hydrolase, putative. Gene Ontology annotation, molecular function: cysteine-type endopeptidase activity; cysteine-type deubiquitinase activity. The record is from RefSeq and is a predicted model, not a curated record. Lineage: Eukaryota; Euglenozoa; Kinetoplastea; Trypanosomatida; Trypanosomatidae. Gene Ontology annotation, biological process: protein deubiquitination. Bases 1 to 3408 code for a protein of 1135 amino acids. Gene Ontology annotation, cellular component: cytosol; nucleus. The transcript has a single exon.